Oldenlandia corymbosa var. corymbosa is the source of this 3486-nucleotide messenger RNA. The record is from the annotation of a GenBank genome assembly. NCBI's taxonomy places the organism in Eukaryota, Viridiplantae, Streptophyta, Magnoliopsida, Gentianales, Rubiaceae.
AUUGACUUAUGUUUCAUGUAUUAGUAUUUAUAGUUGCUUUUGUACCAACCCAACUCCAACAAUUGUUUUUUUUUAUUUAUUUAAUCUCCAAAAGGAUGACGUGAAAUGGUACGUAUUUAUUCCCAAUAUAUAAUUUUCUUUGUUUAUCGUUUUCCCAGUCAAAAAAGAAAAAAAGCCCACAUAGUGUUUUUGUGCCUCGUCCUCAUCUCCCAAUUCCAAAGAGAAUUUGUGGUCAUUUCUCAAACUCUAGAAAUCUCAGAGUAGAACUAUUUUACUCUGUUAGAUCCUUUGACUUCCCUUCCCUGUUCGGAAAUUCAGGUAGGAUUACCUGAGGUUUCACUGUUAUUUCUUUGCUGUCCUUUUUUGGUUGCUUUUGAUCCAUCAGUUGCCGCGUUUUUUCGUUUGACCGUUUACUUGUUUUCAAGGUUGUUUAACUCUGAAAAUUCUUGUUUCUCGGAUUAUUCGAUUUGGGUUUUGAGUUUAUGGUCUUUGAAAUGAAAUUGAGUGUUUUGUUGUUCUAGUUUUGCUGCAACUUGAGUAUCUUCUUUGGAGCUGUUCUGAAUAGGUUCGUCUUUUAUUUUUAAGUUUUUUUUUUUUUUGUGUCAUAUAUUAAGUUCAUGAUACAGUGUAAAGAAAGGCUUGAAUUUUUGUUAUGGGAUUGUUUAGCUUUCUUCAUGGGACAGAUGCUUUGGUUGGUCCCCAUUUUAUUUUUCUGGUUUUCUUCAUUGGCAUGAUUAUGAAUGAAUGUAGAAUUUUACUCUGGAUUUUUGGAAAACUAUAAUUUCUCAACCAAUCUAACCAACACUGGCUCCUUUGCUUCUUUCACUAAGCUGUUACACAGGAAAUUCAAAGGCUUUUCGCGUAUGAAUUUUGGGUUAAUCAAUACUGAUAUAUGAACAUGGUUGGUUGACUUUUGAAAGAUUUAAGAAUGAGGCGGGGGGACUGGAUUAGAUGCAUAAGCUUGAUAUGAUUGCUGUUUCUGUUGCGUAUCCAUAUAUGUCUAAUUAGUUUGCAAUACAAUUAGGAUCCGCUUACCCUCCCCUCAUUUCUUCUAAUGCCUUUAUUCCUCAAUCUUUUCGUUUACUAUCUAUUGUGUACAUGUUUACUGGUUCUAGAGUUGAUUGUUUGAUUAGUUUGAUCUCUUAUUUCUUUUCUGAUCAGAUUGGUCCUUCUCUUGUUUCCACUUUUAUAAUUCUGUUAUGUUUCGUGGCUGAAUGCAGAAAUUUGCUGUAGCCCCUGAAUGUGAUCUUUAUACAAGAAGACCUGUUUUUGUGUUCAUUUCAAGAGGAAUUAGCAGAGAAAUAUUUCCUUUUGAUUUCAGAGGAUAACGGGAGGAAAAACUGUGGAUGACCCUUAUUUGCAGACCAAAAAUUAAGCAUGUCUCUUGUUAGGUCUGUCUCCCCUUUUGGAAGUGGUAAAUUGUAUUCCUUGAAGGAUGCUGGUAAUGGCCCAGGGCUUUCAGCUAAAAUAUUCAACUCAGACAAAAAGCAAGGACUGGCUUGCUCAACGGAAUCGUACAGCAAUGAGAGUUAUGAUCCAACCUACUUUCUACAUUCCCCAUCAGAAGAAGCAGUGCAUUCAUCAGUUUCUGAUGUUUUAGAAAAUCCAUUUCAUUUGCCGCAUUCAUCUUCCCAGCAGCAAUUCAGCGCAAGCCAAAAUUCUUUUAGCUCCUCCUUCGUGCCACCAAAGCAAUGCAAUUCUAAUAGUUCUAGCUAUGGAUCUGAAUACUUGGAUUUUGAGGGUCCUGAUGCAGUUGACUACGAUGAAGACAAAAUGAAACUAAAGCUACAAGAACUUGAAAGAGCACUUUUUGACGAUACCAGUACCAUCAAUGAAGAUGUAAUCGGUCAUGAAAUGAGUAUGGAAGACGAUGGUGGAUGGGGUUACGGUAACGGGAAUGGGUUGCUCCAUGACUCACCGAAGGAGUCAUCAUCCUCAGACUCAAAUCUUAGUAGUAUGAGUACCAAUAAGGAUAUAUCUGCAAUCACUUCUUCAAGUCCCAAGCAAAUGCUCUUUGACUGUGCCUCAGCAAUUCAAGGUGGUAAUUUUGGCUGUGCCUCGGCAAUAAUUAAUGAGCUGCGUCAGAGAGUCUCAAUACAGGGAGAUCCUUCUGAAAGGAUUGCUGCAUAUAUGGUGGAAGCCCUUGCUGCCCGAAUGGCUACCUCUGGCAAAGGUCUUUAUAAGGCUUUGAAAUGCAAAGAGCCCCCAUCUUCUGAUCGGCUCUCUGCCAUGCAAGUCCUAUUUGAGGUCUGUCCAUGUUUUAGGUUUGGAUUUAUGACAGCAAAUGGUGCGAUAUUGGAGGCUUGUCGGGAUGAAAGACAAGUUCAUAUCAUAGAUUUUGAUAUUAACCAAGGAAGUCAAUAUUAUACCCUUCUUCAGACUCUGUCUAGGCUACCCUAUAAGCCUUCCCAUUUAAGGUUAACUGGUGUUGAUGAUCCUGAAUCAGUUCAACGUUCUGUGGGUGGCCUGCAACUUAUUGGCCAGAUGCUUAAAACGUUGGCAGAAGACCUAAAGAUCCCAUUUACCUUUCAUGCUGUUGCUGCGAAAACAGCUGAUAUCAGGCCCUCAAUGCUUGACUGCAGGCCUGGGGAAGCAAUUAUUGUAAAUUUUGCUUUCCAGCUGCAUCACAUGCCUGAUGAAAGUGUGUCGAUUGUAAAUGAACGAGAUCAGCUUCUUCGAAUGGUCAAGGGUUUAAAUCCAAAGCUUGUGACUCUUGUGGAACAGGAUGUGAACACUAACACAGCUCCAUUCCUGCAGAGGUUUGCUGAAGCCUAUAGUUACUAUGGUGCCGUGUUUGAAUCCCUCGAUGCUACUCUUCCGAGAAAUGGCCAGGAGAGAAUGAAUGUAGAGAGGCAAUGUUUGGCACGCGACAUUAUCAAUGUCGUGGCAUGCGAAGGAGAAGAAAGAAUCGAGCGGUAUGAGGUGGCAGGAAAAUGGAGAGCUAGGAUGAUGAUGGCUGGCUUUAACCCAAGCCCGAUUAGCGGAAUUGUGAAGGACGAAAUACAGAAACUUAUAAAGCAGUACUCUGACAGGUACAAGAUUAAGGAGGAGGCAAGUGGCCUUCAUUUUGGAUGGGAGGACAAAAUUUUGAUUGCUGCUUCAGCGUGGAGCUGAGAUUUCUGAAUUCAUAAUAAAAUGCUCAAGAUAAGAGAGACGAAGGAGAAAAGGGAAGUGUCCGAUGGAUGAUAGUCAGAUGGACAUAUGUCUAUAAGAUUGUUUCAUAUGGUUUAUAGAGGGAGAAAAUGUUCGAUUUGAACCAAAUCUUCCGCCUCCUGACCAUUUUAACCCAGAAGAAUUCUUGAAAGCCAGUUUCAUUUGGAUAAUAUUACGUUUUAGGUAAUUUCAUUCAAUUUCGUUAAUUUUAACCUUACUUUGUUAGUUUAUUAAUUAAAUAAUAAAAUUAAUCACAAAAACUCUUUUCUACUUCCAAAAUAUACUCCCUCUGUCCCAUAAUUAUUGUCUACUUUGCCCAAAAAAUUUUGUCCC